This is a messenger RNA of Aphidius gifuensis, 504 nucleotides long. Its product is annotated as dermokine-like. Lineage: Eukaryota; Metazoa; Arthropoda; Insecta; Hymenoptera; Braconidae. The transcript has a single exon. Bases 1 to 504 code for a protein of 167 amino acids. The record is from RefSeq and is a predicted model, not a curated record.
AUGGAUUUUAAAACUACUACUUUCCGUGUGACUGAUCCUACAAAUUUAUCCAUUCGUUCUGAUGCUGAACCAAUGAACGAAGAUCAAUUGAACGAUUCAUCAGCUCCAAUAACACACGCUCCACCUCGAAAACGUGCAUUAAUUCAAGCUGGUAGUUUCAAUAGUACUGGUAGUAGUGUUGGAAGUUCAAAUGGUACUGGUGGUAAUGCUGGAAGUUCAAGUGGUACUAGUGGUGAUGCUGGCAGUUUAGAUGGUACUAGUGGUGAUGCUGGAAGUUCAAGUGGUACUGGUGGUAAUGCUGAAAGUUUAAAUGGUACUCGUGGUGAUGCUGGUAGUUUAAUUGUUCUUGAUGGUAGUACUGGUAAAUCAAAUGAUGCUGGUGGUAAUGCUGGUAGUUCAAGUGGUACUGGUGGUAAUGGCAAUGCUGGUAGUCCAGAUAAUAAUAUAAAUAAAACAGGUAAUACAGAUGGUUCGAGUAAACUUGCUCAGAAAAAAUUAACUUGA